AUGGCACCAAAUUCCAUUGACGACAAAUACGAUGGCUGCACAAGCUACAUGUACAAUGAGAUAAAUACAGUCUACCUACCGCAUGAGAAAAAGACCAAUUCAGACUUCAUGGAAUCCUGGAAAGUAGCAGAGGCUAAAUGGAACUUGAACAACGGACUUGGGCUAAAAAAAGAACAGUUCAUGGCUAUAUAUGCAUACACAAAUGAAGCUCCUGCCAUCUACCAGGACUUCAACAAAAAAGUUAGAAAAGACAAGGAUAAGUAUGGGAAAUCAUUCCAGUAUCACUCCCUGCACUUUUAUCUGACAGAAGCCAUUCACACACUGAAUGAACCAUUGUGUCUGGACACCUACCGCAGAACCACAUUGUAUUACGAUAGAAAUGUUGUCAACAAAAAGUUUCGUUUUGGCACCUUCACUUCAAGCUCUCUUAAUAACAAGUUAUUAGUGUUUGGAAAUGUGUCCUGCUUUAAGAUCAGAACAUGUUAUGGUGCAAAUGUGGCUAGAUACUCUGCCAUAAAGCGUGAGAUUGAGAUUUUAAUCCCCCCUUAUGAGGUAUUCAAUGUCACCAAUGUCCAGACAAAGCCACCAAAGGGGCCAUUAGAUGAUUGUGAAGUAGUCUACACAGUUGUGAGCACUAGAACACCUAAGAGCGACCUGAACUGCAAACUGGUGCGAAAUGGUGGAACAACUAAUCUGAGAAGCAGUUUUGUUUCAUUCAUCAGAGCAUCAGAUACAGGCUAUAUAAUGUUCUAUAUUAUGUUGAUAACUACUGUAUAUUACUGA
Salvelinus namaycush (lake trout) is the source of this 783-nucleotide messenger RNA. RefSeq names its product NAD(P)(+)--arginine ADP-ribosyltransferase 2-like. Bases 1 to 783 code for a protein of 260 amino acids. The record is from RefSeq and is a predicted model, not a curated record. The transcript has a single exon. Lineage: Eukaryota; Metazoa; Chordata; Actinopteri; Salmoniformes; Salmonidae. Gene Ontology annotation, molecular function: NAD+ poly-ADP-ribosyltransferase activity; NAD+-protein-arginine ADP-ribosyltransferase activity.